AUGCCAACCUUAGGAGUCGCCGGAGGGACAUCUCCCAGCCUCGGACGAGCAAUAGUAACAGCCCUUUUGUCCGCUCCCCACGGCUCCCGCUGGAAUAUUGUCGUACUGUCCCGCUCCGUCCAUAAGCCCCUCUGGCUGCGUGCAGUUGACCCAGACGGAUUCCGUACCGAGAUUCGUGCGGUGGACUACCUAUCCCAGGACUCACUGAUUCCAGCACUCAAAGACGUGCACACACUGAUCUCGCGAGGUGCGCGCGGUUUGCCCCCUCCCAGUGGGGGGUUUGGCCCUACAGGUUGGGAGAUGGUUCCUGCCACAGCGGCGACAGUCGCGGGUGUGUGGGACGAGUGCAUGAAAUUCAAAGAUAGUAUCGAGUGCACUAGGUUCAACCACGGCUGCUUCAUGAAUUACCUAGGGCAUGGAAUAUACAGUCCGCUGUCUGAUUCUGCUCGGGGAAGCGAGGAAGAGCAGCUCAGGCGGCUACGUGAGGGUAACGGAUAUGCGAAAGGUGAAGAUGAAGCCUGCGAGGGUCUCCAAAGGAAUGGUAAUUUCAAGGAUGGCUCGGGGGCGUUCCUUCUCUCGAUGAGAAAUGGCACCGCCGAGCUUCCUCAGAGGGCCGAUGGGCAAUGGCCUCUCAUAACGUUGACGACUAUGAAGGAUAUUGGGCGGUUCGUCGCGCAAGCUUUGGAGCUCCCCAAGUGGGGGAGUAGUAUGACAAUGGUUGGUGAAACGCUCACAAUGGGGGAACUGCUCGCGCAUGCGGAAGCCGUUGCGAAACGGAAGUUUGAUGUUAAGGUCCUGAAGAGAAGGGAGCUGGAGAGACAAAUAUCGUCCAUCGAAGCAGGCGAUUACAUGCAGUGGCUGUGGGCGGAGCUUCAGCUUGCGUACUGCAAAGAUCUCCCUGACGUAGGGUAUGUUGAGCCAGUUGCGAACAGGAUGUGCCCGGAAGUCAAGCCUACUUCGGUCCGUGAGUAUCUGGAAAAGUUCUCCAGGGGUAGUUAG
Aspergillus versicolor CBS 583.65 is the source of this 999-nucleotide messenger RNA. RefSeq lists its product as uncharacterized. NCBI's taxonomy places the organism in Eukaryota, Fungi, Ascomycota, Eurotiomycetes, Eurotiales, Aspergillaceae. Bases 1 to 999 code for a protein of 332 amino acids. The transcript has 2 exons. The record is from RefSeq and is a predicted model, not a curated record.